UGGGUCCAUCGAAGUGUCUCCAGGUAACCCACUUGGAUAUGACUUUGAGGACAGCCAGACUCGAGCACAAAUGGAGCUCAUCGAUGAUCUCCAGAAACUUGGGGUGUCGAAUCACAUUGGCCUCCCACAACUAGUAGUUGUCGGUGACCAGAGCACCGGGAAAAGCUCCGUUCUCCAGGCUGUGACUGAAAUACCAUUUACUAUUGACGAUAAAAUGUGCACCAAAUUUGCAACAGAAAUAGUUCUUCAGAGAACUUCACCAAACAAAGGCACCACUGUGAAAUUCGAAAUUAUUCCCGCCGAUAAUGAAUCUCCUGAUCGACAGCGAGCUCUGUCCGCCUGGAGCCCAGCAGGAUUCGAUGGCAAUGCUGAACUUAACAAGUCAACUAUGGAGUCCGUCUUUAUGCAGGCAGAAACCAUGAUAUUUAGCGAUACGUUCAGAAAGAGCCCACGCAAACAAAGCACGAGCCGUCUGAGUAGUUCUACAUUGCGCAUUACAAGGACUGGGCCAAAUGAAACCAAUUUUGCCAUUGUUGAUAUUCCUGGUCUCAUCCGUGGGGAUGACUCUCACGUGGAAUACCGAACCGCAAAACAACUUGUUCAGAAAUAUCUAGACAACCCACGGAGUAUCAUUGUGCUUGUGAUUGACGUCAUAGACACCGAGAGGCAGGAGAUCUUCCAAUUGCUGAAGACCUUACCGGAUCAAGAGACUCGGGUCAUCGGAGUCAUCAACAAAUGCGACACAAAACAGAAAAAGUCUCACGACUGGGUCUUUGAUCUUAUCCGCAAUGACCCCCUGCAAUCCAAGCAUUACCUCAAGGAGGGCUGGUUCGGUCUACGAAAUCGUCGAGCCUCUGAGUUGGAUGUCAGCAAUGACGAGCGGGACAAGCUUGAGAAGAGCUUCUUUUCCGGACACGACUGGAAGUCUCUUGACGCAAACAAACUCGGAAGACAUCACCUGAAGCAGGCUCUCCUUCAAAUGCGUAAUCGGCAUUUGAAACAGAGCAUCCCAGCAAUGCUAUGUGAUAUUCAAGACAAAUUGGACGAAUGUAUUCAGGAGAUCGACAGGCUUGGGGAGCCACGCACUGACAAUCAAGCUCAAUUUACGCUUGUAAACAAGAUUGCAGCGCGAUACUCUGCUAUGGCCGAAGGGGCGUUGAAUGGACACUACGAAGUCCUUUCGGAUGAGAAAUUGUUUGCGAGAAAGCUCAUCCGAGACGAUCUUGAAUCAUUCCAAGAGUCGAUGGCGGUUGGGGGCCUCAAUGUGCCAUUCGGCACUGGCAAUUUGGAUGCAGAAAUUUUCGUACGCCAUCAACCGUCUGAAUGGACCCAAGCGAUCAGGGCAUCGCCUACUUACGCAUGGAUAAGUUCGGCAAUUAAGAAUUACCGUGCUAAAGAGGAUAUUGGCGAAGUCAACCCCGAAGUCAAAGAUCAACUGUGGAGGCAGCAAACCAGCAACUGGGAACAAAUCGCCUCUCAAGCAUUUAACAAGGUGGAAGCAACAAUAGAGGAGAUAAACAUGGCAUUUUUCCAAGAAGCUUGCCCAGAUGAGCUCCUCCGCUCCAGGUUGUUGAUCUGGCUGCAAGACGAGUUCAGAAGAGCUUCAGCCGAUGCGAGGAGUGAAAUGGAUCGCCUCCUUGAAAAUGAACAUCAGGGUCACCUCUUUACCCUUCAACCCGCCAAGAGGCAAAAGCAACAACUCCUCCAUGACCAACGAAUUCAGGCUUGCGCCAAAGCAUUCAUUGCGAACAAUCAGAAAAAUGCUGGACCACUUGGUGCGAAGGAAUUGACAAAUGUCAACCCUCUUAACACGGACGAAGUUAUCAAUUCCUACAUCUACAAGCACGCCGAACUCGUUGGUAUUCUCAAUACUCACGACAGCUUGGCGGCUUACUACGAUGUUGCUUUGUACCGUUUCAUCGACAACUUUGCCCUCCAAGUCGUUGAGCGACAUCUGUUGGGCCCACGUGGACCUCUGAGGCUCUUCAACCCCCAAUAUGUCACUGAGAAGCUGUAUGGAGACAAGAACGCAGAAAAACUCAGCAAGUUGGCUAAUGAAGAUCCGGCGACGGCUCAAGCACGAGCGAAGUUUGAAGCGCAGAGAACGAGUCUGGAAGAGGGCAAAAUAAGAGUUCAGAACUUCAAGGUUCUUUGAGCUAAAGCGAGAUGCAGGUCUCCGUCACAGCGUACAGUAUUUGUCGUUCAACGAGUUUUCAAUUUGUUCUGAUCAUCUAUGGUUGCUGCACGUUUUCUUACCUGUAGCUCUAAGUCUACACGUUCCAGUUGAAAUGCUCUAUAGUGAGGAGUCACAGCCCCUUUCCAACAGGUCACGUACCAGCUCCUAGCGACAGAUAAUUUACUCGAAGUAUUUAAGCGGUCUCAUUUAUACCAACAACUUAU
Hyaloscypha bicolor E is the source of this 2400-nucleotide messenger RNA. RefSeq names its product P-loop containing nucleoside triphosphate hydrolase protein. The record is from RefSeq and is a predicted model, not a curated record. Gene Ontology annotation, molecular function: GTP binding; GTPase activity; microtubule binding. Gene Ontology annotation, cellular component: microtubule; membrane; cytoplasm. The coding region runs from base 71 to 2155 and encodes 694 amino acids. The transcript is spliced from 6 exons. Lineage: Eukaryota; Fungi; Ascomycota; Leotiomycetes; Helotiales; Hyaloscyphaceae.